AUGGCGACAAACUUUGACAUGAACAACAUGACCGUUGAACAACUUAUGGCACUUAGUGAGAUACUUAAUGACAGCGAUUAUGAGGAAAAUUUCGAGGAUGAAGUGGAAAAAAUAUCUAAGGAUAAGUUCUAUCGAGUUGCACCUAAGGAUAAGGGUAAAGAUCCCUUUGAAGGACAAAGACUAUUCAUAGAUGAAGGUGACCGUUCUACUGACCCAAAAAGACCAAGGAGGCGUCCACUGAAUGAGAAGGGUGAGAGAGGUAUAAUGCCAACAUGGAAAUAUUCCGUGAGACAGAAGGCAAAGGCUUUACUAGUCGAGGAGGCAUACCAGAGCUUACUUAGUAGAGGAGUUGAAGGUCUACCACCAACAAUGGGAGGUAGAUGGAGAACGGAUGAUCCCCAGGUAAAUGCGGAAAUGAAGAGGUUAGAGAACAUUAGGAAUCCAAAGCGUCCCAGAGGCAGACCACCAAAGGCUAAGACUGACAGCGCUGUUAGGGCUACCCGAGGAAGACCACCAAAGGUUAAGUCUAACGCUGAGCUUGUGAUUCCAAAGAAACGUGGAAGACCACCAAAGGUUAAGGCUACCGAAACACAAAAACCUAAGGUUAGAAGACAGACUGUUGCGGAGAGAUUCAUAAGUCAAAACCGAAUAAAACUCUCAGUUCCCGCGGAUAGCGUAAUAACUCAGGUGGGACCAAGUAAGUUCACGGUGACUGUGGAUCUUAGCAGAAAACCAACAAGGAAAGCUCCUGAGGUGCCAAAGGGUGUAGCUUCAUGGAAACCUACUCCUAAGCCUAGAACCGUAGUCCCUAAGGAAAGACCAGUUCCUAAACCUAGAACCAAAAUUCUAAGGGAAAGACCAGUUCCUAAACCUAGAACAAAAAAGCCAGCACCUCCUCCAAAGUUAAGAAAGCCUGUGAAGGUAAUGAAGGAAGUUGUGGAACAGCCUGCAGUGGUAACACCAGAGCAGCAUGAAAUUGAUCCAUUCGGAACAUAUCUUGAAAAGCCGUCCUAUAGGAAGAUAGAAACUGCCGCAAAUGGAGCAGCUGUGACUUACUCAAUAACUCCAAAUUAUAUGGAUCCACUGGACCAGAUGACAGCAAGUAGGCAGGUGGUGAGGGGAGUGUUAGUGAACGAGUUGAAGAGAAUGGGAGGGUUGAAAUAUACGGAAACCAUCAAGGUAAGAAUGUCGAAGGAAAUUGGAAAUGACAAAACAAAGAAGGAUUCAAUAUACUUCAAGUCGAAAACUGGAACCGCGACCAACUUCGAGGAUAUCGAAAGCACUGCAGCCCAAAACCAACUGACAAUCUUAUCCAGAAUUGAAACCUUCCAGAACUUAGGUUCAAAUUGGAUUAUCCUAAAUAUUGAAAGCCACUACAUUAAUAUUGCAAUGUACAAACCUCUAAAGGGUAGUUCAUAUAUGAAAUUACCCGCAGACAUUAGCAAUCCAAAAUGUGGUUUAAUUAACAUGAAAAACAACGACGAGAAAUGUUUUAUGUGGAGUCAUGUGAGACAUGUAAGACCAAAGGCUAGGAGAGCAACCACCAUAACAAAGCAAGAUAGAGAGUUCGCGGAAAACCUAGAUUAUGAGGGAAUAGACUUCCCCGUGAAAAUAAGCGAUAUUGAUAAAAUUGAGAGGAAGAACUCAAUAAGCAUAUCGGUGUUCGGCUAUAAGGGUAAGAGGCAGUUCUAUCCAGUUAGAAACUCUAAGACCAAAUAUGACGAACAUAUGGAGCUGCUGCUGUUAGGUGACAAUGAAGGUGGUAACCACUACGUUCUAAUAAAGGAUGUAAAUAGAAUGCUCUUCAGUGUUAGCGGAAACUCGAACAAGAAACACUUCUGUUUACAUUGCCUCCAUAGUUGCGUCAGCGAAGAAUCAUUGAAGAAACAUAAGGAGACGUGUCUUCAGGUAAAUGGAACUCAGGCCACAAAGCUUCCAAGUGAAGGUUCAAAAAUAAAGUUCGGACACUACAGGAACUCAAUGCCUGCACCCUUUGUGAUCUAUGCUGACUUUGAGUCCAUGCUAGUUCCUGAGGAAAGAAAAGUUGACCCUGAAGACACUGAGGAGAAGAGUACAACAGAACUUUACCAAACACACAAAGCUUGUAGUUUCGGGUUGAAAACAGUGUGUCAUUAUGAUGAUCAGUACUCCGGUGAAUAUGUAAGCUACGUUGGUGAAGACGCUACAAAAGUCUUCUUGAAGACAGUUCUAAAGGAAUCCAUCAAGUGCCGAGAAAUGGUGAACAAAAUCUUUAAGAAAAAGAUGGUAAUUACACCAGAGCAAGAAGCUGAGUUCUGGAUGACAAGGAACUGCUCCAUAUGUGGUAACGACUUAGGUGAUGACAGAGUGAGAGACCACGAUCAUGUAACUGGACUGUUCCGUGGAGCUGCCCAUAAUAUGUGCAACCUAAAAUAUAGAAUUACAUGGAAAGUUCCAGUGGUCUUCCACAAUCUAAGAGGUUAUGAUAGUCAUCUGAUAAUGCAGGAGAUUGGUAAGUUCAAGAUGAACAUUAACGUUAUCCCAAAUAACAUGGAAAAAAAGAUUUCCUUCUCGUUAGGUAAAAGUCUUGUGUUUAUUGACUCAAUACAAUUCAUGGCUUCUUCCCUGGAGGCACUUGUGAGUAACCUUUCACCUUAAGACUUCAAGAUAGUCGGUCAGCGGUGGCAAGGUGAGGACUUCAAUAUUGUGAGACAAAAAGGUAUAUUUCCAUAUGAAUACUUAGAUGACAUAAGUAAACUUAACACUGAGGGGCUUCCAAGUAAAGACAAAUUCUACUCAUCUCUAUACGAGUCUGAAGUAAAAGAAGAAGAUUACCAGAGAGCUCUAAAAGUUUGGGAUCACUUUAAGAUGAAAACAAUGAGGGACUACCAUGAUCUCUACCUGGAGACUGACGUUCUUCUUCUAGCAGAUGUUUUCGAGAAUUUCAGGAAGACCUGUUUGGAAAAUUACAAGCUUGACCCUGCUCACUACAUCUCAGCACCAAGUCUAAGUUGGGAUGCUUUCCUAAAACAGUCAGGAGAGGAAAUAGAAUUGGUAAGCGAUAUGGAUAUGUUCCAGUUCUUUGAGAAGGGAAUGAGAGGUGAGGUAAGUCACAUUGCUCAUAGACACUCUACAGCAAAUAAUAAGUACAUGGAAACGUACGACGAAGAGGCUGAAAACAAGUUCCUUAUGUACCUCGAUGCCAACAAUUUAUAUGGCUGGGCAAUGUCUCAACCUCUUCCAAAUGGAGAGUUUGAGUGGGUUGAGGAAGUUGAUAAAAUAAAUCUUGAUGACUACUUAGGAGACAGUGGAAGGGGUAUGGUUCUUGAGGUUGAUAUGGAAUAUCCAGCAGAACUUCAUGAUAUACAUAAUGGUUAUCCUCUAGCUCCAGAAAGUAAGGAGAUUGAUGUGUCAAUGUUAUCAGACUAUGCUAAGGAUAUUGCCGAUAAGUUCCAGCUUACAAUUGGAGGUGUACGAAAACUUGUGAACUCCUUGGGUCCCAGAAAGAAUUACGUUCUACAUGUCAGGAAUCUGAAACUCUACAUGGAACUAGGAAUGAAACUCACAAAGGUUCAUAGAGCAGUCUCCUUCAAGCAGUCAACUUGGUUGAAAAACUAUAUUGACUUCAAUACUCAAAAACGAUCAGUCGCUAAAAAUGCGUUUGAAAAAAACUUCUUCAAGCUCAUGAAUAAUUCCAUCUACGGAAAGACUAUGGAAAACUUGAGAAAGAGAGUUGACGUGAAAUUAGUGUCAUCCGAGAACGACCUCCUUAAACUUACAGCGUCUCCAUGCUUCCAAUCACAUAGAAUUAUGAAUGAGAGCUUGAUUGUGGUAAAGAGAAUGAAGGAAGUGUUAACUCUGAAUAAACCGUGCUAUGUGGGAAUGAGUAUAUUGGACUUGUCUAAAACUCUAAUGUACGACUUCCAUUACAACACAAUUAAGAAGGAGUACGGUAACAAGUCGAAGCUCCUCUUCACGGACACCGAUAGUCUAAUGUACGAGAUCAAAACUGAUGACGUGUAUGAGGACUUCAAGAGGAUCGGUGAGGAGAAGGAUUGUUGGGAUAAUUCAGACUAUCUAAAAGAUUCUCCAUAUUACUCAGCCCAUAACAAAAAGGUUAUUGGGAAGUUCAAGGAUGAAGCUGAAGGAGUACCAGUGAUUGAAUUCGUGGGGCUAAGGUCAAAGAUGUACUCUUAUGUAAAGGAGAGUGGUGGAGGUGGAAUGACAGCUAAAGGUGUAAAAAAGUACGUGAUCAGAAACAAACUCACUCACGAAAACUUUAAGAACGUAAUUAAGACUAAAGGUAGGAUGAGACAUAAUAUGAACACAAUCAGAAGCAUCAAACAUAAGAUUGGAACUUACCAGCUAAAGAAAAUUACACUCAGCUGUUUUGAUGAUAAAAGAUACCUACUUAAAGAUGGUGUUACAAGUUACGCAUAUGGACAUCACUCAAUAGGUGAUAUGAAGGCUGAGGUGGUAAUUGAAGAAAAAGUGGAACCAAGCUGCGUACUAAUAGGAGUAAUACCUAAAAGUGAAUACUACACCCUCGGUAAAGCUAAACGUGUGGGAAUGGAAUUAGUCUUAUACAGCAGACCUCAGUUGGAUGAGGAGUUCCCCGAACCUAGUGCUAAACAUGUAAGGUUCAAACCACCAGAGCCCUGGUUACGUGAAAUUAAUAAUGACUCUGAAGUAAUGGAAUGGAUACGUCCACAUUACGAUGAAUCAUACAACUCAAACAAUUCAAUGGGUUUCCAUAAUGAAUCGGAUAAUAUAAAAGCUAUGAUGAAAGAUAUCAGGAUAAAUAAGCCUGAUCCAAAGAAAGCCAAACCGAAGAAGCCAUUGAAAACUAAAAAGCAUCGUGCAAAACCACAGUGGAAAAUUGGUGGAAAAAAGUUACUAAAGAAAGAGGUGACUGUUGAGGUAAAACCAAAAGAACCAUACAUUCCUAGGUCAGAGUACAAAGUGGUGAUUCCCCUGAAAUGACACAAGUUCAAGAAACUAUUACCGCUAAGGGUAGUUGUAACCGAUGAGAAUCAUAUGAGGAAAAACUAUGACAUACUACCACAAGAUGAAAAAAAAUACUUGAGAAUGGUGGUGGGCGAGAAAGCGAAGUCGUUGGGGGUUCAGGCAAUCAUAACCCCUGGAAGUGAUAAGUUGAUUGAGAUUGGAUUUUGAGUAAAUUGUUAACUAGGAAGUUUGAAAUUGGAUUGGAAGUUGAAAUGAAAACAGAAGAUCGGAGGGUUCUUCGAAGAUGGUCUAGAAAAUCUGGACGAGAAUACUGCAGGAUUCUUGAUGAUUUAAGGCUGAAAUUAAAAAAGAGAUGACCGCGACGAAACCGAUUAGUGGUCUAGAACCCUCAUUCCCUAUACUACUUAUGCUUAUGUGGUCAACUAUUAUGGGAACAAUCUUAUGCCAGUUUGCCAUGUUUUAAUUUAGACAACUUUGUUUGUGAAAAACAAGUUAUGACCUUUUGUUAAGAACCUAGAAAUAAUCCAUUAAUUUUUAAUCUCUUGUAACUAUGUUACACUUCUUAACAUUUAAUUUAAUACAUAUUCUUUUUUGUUGAGGGUCGAUGGUGGGAGGUCAAGGGUUCAAUGUCGAGGAUCAAGAUGCAAAAUGAAAUGUAAUGCUGAUUACUUGAGAAUACAAUAAGAUUAAAUUAUUGAGCAUCCAGUGAAUGGAAUUGCGGUCAUUUCACUAACGGUCAAUUUGCCAACGUCCCGAGUCAAUUCGCCAACGUCUCAGAUCGAUUCGCCGACAUAUAUAAGACAUAGAUAUAAACUGUAUGGCACUUAUGGAAAGCAGGUAUUUUUUAUUUUUAUAUAAUUAUUUCUAUCUGUAGAGCCAACUGUAAUUUUUAGUUUGUAAAAUGUAAUUACUAAUUAGUUAAGUGUACCAUAUAUGUAAAUCCUGAUAAGUUCACAAGCAUGGGAAAUCGUCUAUUCUUUUCUAUUCUAAUGUAUUCUGUACAGCACAAAUACUGUUAUCUUACUAGCCAGGAAUUAUCUUUGAACCACAUGUAUAGAUUUAUUUCAUCACAGGGAGGUCGGUUUUUAUUUCAUCACAGGCAGCCUGAUUUCUUGGUAAGUCAAAUACAAAAUAAAUACAAAAUUUAUUUACUCGUAUUUAUAUACAAAAUUUAUAUGUCUACAUAAUGGAGCUUUAAUAUAGAAUAUUAUAUUUACAUACAGUGUAACCACUGCAUGAUCAUAUAAGAUCACUCGCAAGGUGUCCAUGUCUAUGUGAAAGGAUGUAUACGGAAAUGGUAAUUAGUUCCUUCAACUAUGUGAGCAACUGUGUAGAUCACUGUAUUUUAUAUAUGUGAGAAUCAUAAGCCAGGCUUAUAUACAGAGUGUUUCAAAAAACUAUAAAAUUUGAUUUACAGUCAAAAUCAGAUUACUUUUCUCUGCACAUGGUUGCAAAUUUCGAUUUUACUGGUUUUACUGUAUUUAGUAGUCUCAAUCAGAGGCUUUGUUUAGAAACCUGUUUGUGAAGUUUGGAACAAACUUUGACAUUUUAUUCUCGUUGUUUGUCAUCAUGCACAUUCAAAAUUUUUGGCUUGAAUUCCCAAGUAUGUACAAAAAUAAAACAACAAAUAUGUAUAUUGCAGUACAAUACUUUUAAACUUAUUGUAUAUUUAACUUAGGAAGCGUUGGUAUAUACGGGGAUUUUUAUGUGCGUCUGUAGACCUUUGGAAUCAUAUAAACAUGAAGCAGAGUAUUAAGGCUAUAGUCUAUUUAGAGUAAUUAGGUAGAGUAAUAUACUGUAAUCCAUUUCUUGUGAUAGAAAACUACAAUCCUGGACAAAAGUGUUGGGACACUCAACCUUUUCCACCCUUGAAUUCUAAAGACAACGCUCCCAUGCCCUCCCCCACCCAAAUUCAAUGUUGAAAGUUCUUACAAUUUUAGUUAAGGAUGCCCCCAAAAUUAACAUUGAACGGGGGAGGGGUGGGGGGUUCGGUUCAAAAGCAUAUUUUUUCCGUUAAAUCUGCUUUCCCUGAAGAGAACAAUAACAUGCGAAAAUUUUGGGUUGUCCCAAGGACUUUUGGCCAGGAUUUUAGGUAGGAGAUGGCAGAUUUUUUAUCACAUUUCUACAAUGUACAAUUAGAUUUUAUUGGAUGAGUCGAUAUUUUUCUCACUGUUUAAAGUGCUGUCAAAAGAACAGGUGGGAAAUUUGUCUGAGCAUGUGUGAGCAAAAUUAGUCACACAAUUGAGUGGAAUACACGCAACACAUGUUUACAAAAAGGCAUAAUCAUGUAAAUAUUGCCAAAUGUUUGUACAAAAUAAAUUACUGUUUUAUGGACAUGGUCUAAAUUAAUCGUACAGAAUUUUUUAGUGACGUUCUAUUUCAGUACCCUGUCAUUGUCUCUGGUGGGCUGUCCAUGUGCAUUCGAUCUGAAACAGUUGCUAGCAACUUUGCUGUUGAAAUAUUUCGAAUGUUUACAUGAAAAUAGAGGGUAAGUCAUGCAUGUUACAAUCUCGUAAACUGUAUGAGCCCCUAUUUUUUCGCUUACACCCAAGAUAUCAAAAUAAACAUACAUGAAACAGAGAACAUUUUUAGAAAGUUUUAUCGUGAGGCCCACGGCCAGUUUUUUAAAUAUCUUUAUUUCUGUUCCGGUCAUCACCAAAAGUACACUAAAGCCGGGCUUGAAUAUACAACAAAUUUUGAAUCUCAUCAAGUACAAAUAUAUUUAACGUGUAACCAAAAUAUGCUCAUGAAAUCGAAAUUAAUAGCUAAAUUUUAAAAGCUAAAAGCUAAAAUGAAUAGCUAAAUUUUCUCGAGCCAGUUUUCAAGAAGGAAGUUCACAUUUCGGCCUUUGAUUCUUGGCAAAAAUUUGACCACAACAUGUGCGAAGCAACUGGGUCUCCAAAGACUCAGCUAAAACAUUGUGAGCCCCUAUUUUCCUGACGAUAUGUUUGAUACCUACAAAUGUCAAAAAGUUGGGUUUUUUUUCCAUUUAUUUAGCUAUAUUUGAAAUUGAGGACAGAGGCUAUUUUUGAGAAAAUACAGUUCAAAGUCAAGAUAUUUUUACAUAUUUUCAAAAUUUGUCAAAUUUUGCAAGCUUGUAUUUUGAAGUUAGACAGCUGAAGUUACAUUAAGAAACAUAGGAUGGAAAAUUUGAGGCAUAUAAAGUUAAUUUCAACUUUCAUUUCAUUCUCAUAUCACAUCUUUCUUCGUUUAUUACGGUUUUAAACAAGCCACAGAUCGACGUAUACGGUAUUUACUCCCAUGUUCACGUCGCCAUAUUGACUUCUUCCAAUCACUCGAUUACAAAACAGAUCAUCCCAAAACAAAGAAUUCAUAGUCGACUUUUACAAGAAUGACUGUUAAUUUGUAAAUCGGUGAAUGGAAAGCAAAAAAUCAUCAGCUAAAACAGCUUCUUGCUAACUUUCUGCUUUGUUUUGAAUGUAAAUGCAAUGAGCUUUGUUUCUGCCCGCAAUUUUUGGUCAGCAACGACAAAUUUCCCACCUGUUUGUCAAAAGUGAAAAUAUUCUUUUAAUGAAAAUAGAAAGUCCCUAUAGCCUUCCACCAUAUAAAUUAUGAACGCAGCCUAACUUAUCUUUAAGUUUCAUUAGGCAUGGGCUGGUCCAUUAAUAUAUGAGAGCAAAAUCGUAAUAUAGUUCCUCAAUAGUCUUCUUACCAUUCUCAUACAGUUCCCAUUGUUGGAAGAGUUUUUCUUGCUGAUUCCUGUAUGUCUUCUGUUGGACCUUUUCAGCUUAACAGGUGGGAAAUUUGUCGUCACCAAAAAUUUAAUACAUUCAAAACAAAGCAGAAAGUUAGCAAGAAGCUGUUUUAGCUAACGACCCAUUCUACGAUUUAGAAAUUAACGGUUCUUUUAAAAAUCGAUUAAGAUUUUUUGGGGGGGAUGAUUUUUGUUGUAAUCGAGUGAUUGGAAGAAGUGAAUAUGGCAACGUGAACAUGGAAGCAAAUACCAUAUAUGUUGAAUUAUGGCUUGUUUAAAACCGUAAUGAACGAAGAAAAACGUGAUACGAGAAUGAAAUGUAAGUUGAAAUUUAUUUUAUAUGCCUGAAAUUUUCCAUCCUAUUUUUUUAAUGCAACUUUAGCAAUAUAAGUUCAUAAUGCAAGCUUGCAAAAUUUGACAAAUUUUGAAAAUAUGUCUUGACUUUGAACUGUAUUUUCAUAAAAAUAGCCUGUGACCUCAAUUUCAGAUAUAGUUAAAUGGAAAGAAAAACCUUUUUGGCGUUUUGUAUCAAACAUAUUGUCAGGAAAAUAGGGGCUCACAAUGUUUUAGCUAUAUCUUUGAGACCCAGUUGCUUCGCACAUGUUGUGAUCAUAUUUUUGCCAAGAAUCAAAGGCCGAAAAGUGAACUUCCUUCAUGAAAACCGCCUCGAGAAGGGUCUAGUUUUAAAAUUUAGCUCUUAAUUUCCAUUUCAUGAGUAUAUUUUGGUUACAUGUUAAAUAUUUUUGUACUUGAUGAGAUUCAAAAUUUGUUGUUUAUUCAUGCCCGGCUUCAGUGUAAUUUUGGUGAUGACUGGAAAAGAAAUGAAGAUAUUUUAAAAACUGGCUGUUGCCUCAUGAUAAAACUUUCUAAAAAUGUUCUCUGUUUCAUGUAUGUUUAUUUUGAUAUCUUGGGUGUAAGCGAAAAAAUAAGGGCUCAUACAGUUUACAAGGUUAUAAAAUGCAUGACUUGUCUCUACUCAAAGUAGCAACUGUUUCAGAUCGAAUGCACAUGGACAGCACACCAGGAACAAUGGCAGGGUACUGAAAUAGAACGUCACUAAAAAAUUCUGUCUGUCAUUUAUUUUGUACUGAACAGCAAUAUUUACACAAUUGAAAAUAUUUGUAAACACACAUUGCGUGUAUUCCACAUAAUUAUUGUGUGGCUCAUUUUGCUUGUGCAUGCUCAGACAAAUUUCCCACCUGUUUUUCAGCUUGCAUUCCGACACGAGUCUAAUGUUGAUUGCAGUCAGUUGGGCUUUUCGUUCCAAUAUCUCGAUCAGGAGACACAAAGAUAAAUUGCUUCCUCCACCUGCAUGUCUGUUUAGAGCAUUGUGCCAACCCUCAAUAUCAUUAUUGGUCUGAAAAGCUUCCUGGUAAAUGCUCCAGUUUCUGGGAGGAAAUGUUUUGCUUUCGAUCCACUGCUUCUUGACGUACUCUACCAACUUUGAAAGAGGUGGAUUUUGAGCCAGUUGACUUAGUGUGGUGAAGAUUGGCUGGAUCUGAUUAAAUAUUUAUAAUUGAAUAUCUUAAAUAUUUAUAAUUGAAUCUAUGUAACAAAAGAAUCUAAAUUAAAAUCAUGGAAAAUUAUCUCAAGUCCUGUCAUAUUAAAGCAUGACUAUUUGAUAAUUUUCUCUUGACUAUUUUUUCCACUCCAAUUUAGUGCCUACUUGUUACUAACAUCAACAAUUCCAUGAAGAAAUUUGUAUAAUUGCCAUGUAAAGUCCGUUCAGAUGGGUAAUAACAAAUUAUAUUUUCUGAAUUUUAUAGACGGCAUUAUAAAGCUUAAUUAUUUUAAAGAAAGAGCCUGGGUCCAGUGGAAAACACAUCCUUGCAGUUUUACAUCUGGUAAAAUAGAUCUGCAGGCUUUCCAUAACACAGUUUUGAAGUCCAGGGUGAUCUUACUUACAUGUGGGUCCAUUGGCAGAAUAUCAAUAAUCUCUUUCAAUACCUAUCUGAGAGUUGAAAAUUGUAAGACAAAGCAGAGUGACUAAACCCAAUCAAGGAAUAAACCCAAUUAAAAUUCGAGUCAACUAGAUAUAUUUCAAAAAAUUGAUCAAUUUUAUUUUUAUAACAUUUUGUAAAGUUUAAAGAAUUGACUCAGUUAAAAUGUUGUUUUAUCCUACUUAAAUUAACUCAUGUAUGCACGAAUCGGGAGUCAACUUAAAUAAUCAAAAGACGGCGUGGAAACCAUCUUAUAUAUGAAAGUGAAAUUAACAUAACAUUGCAUCUUUAGAGAUUAUAUUAAUGUAUUCUCAUUGCUGAUACCAACUAUUCCCUCAUUCCAUUAAUUUACACUGCCUAAUGCAGACGAUUUUAGUUGACUGCCACUCAGGAUAAAAUCAUAAUCAGCCAAUUAUUCAAGGAAUAAACCCAAGAUUUUGCACUCAACUACCGGGUGGCCCAAAAAAAAGUACUCCUGUUUGAUUCGUAAUAACAUCUAAACAAGUAUAGCUUUUAAAGACAAAUAACUUGCAUCAAAUAGAGGAAGGACUAACUUAGACUUUGAUAUAUUACAGUUGUAUUUCACUUAAAAAUUCACGGAGAUAUUAAUCUUUAAAUUCGGGAGGAUAUUUCUGGAUGUGUCUGAAAUAUGCAAAAAUCGGCGUAUCAAAUAUUAAUCAAGAUUUGCCCGACUGAAACAUGCACUAUUACCAGUAAAUAAAUGACACUUGACAAAUUGUUUAUUAUGAAACAAAGUAUUAUUAUAUCUACAAAAUACAAGCAAGAUUCAUUCGUCCGAAAUUCGCGUGUGUUCCUAGCACGUUUAAGAAUACGAAAAAUUUAAGCGCCUGCCUUCCAUGGUCAGUCUUUCAUGUACAUUUAAGUUUGCAAAGACCUAAUAUUAAAUACUUGCAUAAUUUCGAACGUUCAUAUUUCAGGAAACAAUGAGCUAAGACUUACAUGUAAGAUGUCUAAAUCUACGCCAUAUCCCUUACAAACCUUAACGAUAAUUCGCUGAAAUACAAGUUAGCCUAAUAUGUCAUUAAGCAAACAAACGCAGGAGUUAAUAUUUGAUAUGCCGAUUUUCGCUAAUUUUAGACACAUUCCAAAAUAUGCUCCCCAUUUUUAACAUUAAUAUCUCCGUGAAUUUUUAAGUUAAAUACAACUGUAAUAUAUCAAAAUCUAAGUUAGUCCUUCCUCUAUUUAAUGCAAGUUAUUUCUCUUUAAAAACUUUACUUGUUUAGAAGUUAUUACGAAAUUUUUUUUGGGCCACCCGGUAUAUAUGGAACAAUAAGUAGUGAUACUCUGAAAGAGUGCUAAAGAUACUGUUCUUCAACAUUGACAUCGGUCAUUGAUAUAUAGGGUUCACUUUCACUAGCGUUCGCUCAGAGCCCUUCUUACGCUCGGUUAGCAAGUGCAAAAAAUUGCAAUAGUUUGAUUUUACCAAACACCAUACUAUUACAGUGAUAGAUUUGCAACAGUUUUUGUGUUGUUAUUGCUGUAAGUGUACAGCAUGUGCAUCCAGCAUCUUGCUACAACUCCAUUUGAUUAGUUCCCUAAAUAGCACACACUCCAAAAAUACAAAACGUUGUUUCAAAACGUUUUGACAGAUUUGUUGUGGCCAAUCAGAUGCCUAAAUGAUAUUGUUUUUGCCAGAGCCCCUCAUCCUAUUUACAAUAGAUUGCAUAUUGCUCGAAUCACCUUUCAAUACACCCAUUUUAUCACACCAAGAGGGAUAUUAAGAGUGUACAAUUUUUGGACUAGUAAGUGGUGAUCAUUCAAGUUGAAAGUCGAACAGGGCUAAUCGAGCAAGGCACCCAUUACCAUCUGUAACACUUGUGAGUACACUAAUCAAAGCAUGAGUUGUAUUUCCCUUAUUAUUGUAUUUUUUUACAAAUAUUGUAUAUUUGUAGGGAGAUACACUGGGCUGUAUAAUAACUGGAGGAUCUGCUCCUAUACUUACUACACAAUAGAGAAUUAAGCGUCACGUUUAAUGACAAACAUCAAAUAUCUAGAAAGAGUUAAAAGUUCAUUCAACAAAAACCCAAAGUUUUUCUGGAGCUACCAUAAAGCUAUUCUACACCAUAAGGAACAACACAACGCGGUUGUUACUUACAAAGAUAUUACAGCCAAAAUUCCAGCAGACAAAGCUGAACUUUUUAAUUCAUACUUCUCAUCUGUGUUUGUACCAUCAAAAUCUGACACUGACAAUAACUUAGACUCUUUUGAUCCUGAUACCCAAAUAUCUGAUAUAACCUUAACAACAGAAGAAGUUGCUGUGUGUCUAUAUAAUCUGGAUGUCUCUAAGGCAAGCGGCCCAGAUGGCAUUCCAGCAAGAAUUCUAAAGGAAUGUAGCCACCAAAUAGCACCUAGCAUUUGUGACGUGUUCAAUCAUUCACUACGCACUGGAUGCCUUCCCUCCCCAUGGAAAUCAGCUGAUGUUAGACCCAUUCACAAGAAAGACCUUAAAGAGCCCGUUGAAAAUUACAGACUGAUUUCCCUCCUGCCUAUCAUCAGCAAAGUUUUGGAACGUUGUGUUUCCAGGAGAUUCUACGAUCACAUCAUUCACCUCGUCCCACCAUCACAACAUGGUUUUCUUAGAAAUCGUUUGUGUGUCACUCAGCUUGUCCAAGUUCUUCACUCUGUUGGUCAGUGUCUUGACAAAAACAUUCAGUCUGAUAUAAUUUACCUUGACUUUGCCAAAGCGUUUGAUUCUGUUGUAGAUCAUCAAAUACUUCUAAGAAAACUCAAGUCAUAUGGCAUUACAGGCGUCUUCUCGACUAGUUUUGUGAUUAUUUAAGCGGAGUUGUUGUAGAAGGUGUCCCAUCAAGCUGGGUUUCUGUUAUCUCCGGUGUGCCACAAGGGAGUAUCAUGGGUCCGAUACUUUUUGCUGUCCUCAUAAACGAUCUUCCAGACGUAAAAUCCAAUGACUCUUUGGAAGCUAUGUACGCUGAUGAUACAAAGUUGUUUAGAAACAUCAACUCUAUGACUGACGGUGAUCGCCUACAAGAAUCUUUAUCCAACUUGACACGUGGAGCCAUGAUAAUAACAUCAAGUUCAACAAAUUAA
Paramuricea clavata is the source of this 13671-nucleotide messenger RNA. The record is from the annotation of a GenBank genome assembly. Lineage: Eukaryota; Metazoa; Cnidaria; Anthozoa; Malacalcyonacea; Plexauridae.